Gavialis gangeticus (Gharial) is the source of this 1096-nucleotide messenger RNA. It is a transcript of the gene DNAJC12, whose product is annotated as DnaJ heat shock protein family (Hsp40) member C12. Gene Ontology annotation, cellular component: cytoplasm. The coding region runs from base 164 to 757 and encodes 197 amino acids. The record is from RefSeq and is a predicted model, not a curated record. NCBI's taxonomy places the organism in Eukaryota, Metazoa, Chordata, Crocodylia, Gavialidae. The transcript has 5 exons.
AUUUCACAGUAUUAAAAAGCGUAGCACACAGCGUAGACCUGACUAUCAAUAGCACUUUUGCCAGUGUUACCUUUAAGCAAGUGUGUGAGAUCUCUAGCGGAAGUUUCUAUUUUACACUUGUUGAGUCUCAGCUGUUGAAGAAAACGCUGUUUGCUUAGUCCAAAUGGAUGUGAUUUUGAACUACAGACUAGAGGACAUGGAAGAUUAUUACAGUUUGCUAGGAUGUAGUGAACUAUCAACGGUUGAACAAAUUCAGGCUGAGUUUAAGGCUAAAGCCCUGGAAUGUCAUCCUGACAAACAUCCUGGAAACUCUAAAGCUGUGGAGAAUUUUCAGAAGUUGCAGCAGGCAAAGGAGAUUCUGACUAAUGAAGAGAGUCGAGCUCGUUAUGAUUACUGGCGACAAAGCAAAAUUGCUAUUCCAUUCCAGCGGUGGGAAGCUCUGAGUGACUCCAUAAAAACGUCUAUGCACUGGGCUGUUACAAAUAAGAAAGAUCAAAUGCUGGAAGCACCAAAUCUGGCUAAAGGCAACAGCACAACUAAUGAGAUUUGGGCCCAACAGCCGGAAAACAAUAAGGAGGGAUUUUUGGGUGACAGAAGGGAGCAAGAAGAUUCUGAGACUUCUGACAUGAAUCCACAAUCACCAAAGAAUCCAGACUCUCCAAGAUUUUCAGAGGCAAAUUACUGGCACUUGCGUUUCCGCUGGUCAGGUGAUGCCCCUUCAGACCUUCUGAGGAAGUUCAGAAACUAUGAAAUAUGAAAUGUGUUAAAGAUAUGGAAGAACACGGAAUCAUCUAUUUGACAGUUCAGUACCAUUUUGUCCAAAUGGUUGUUGGUGUCUUGUGUCCUUUCACUGUUAUCUGAAUGUUAUUCUGUUAGAUUUAUGAUACUGAUCUCUUGUCACACUUUGUAAAAGCCUUUUGAUGGAAGCACCUUUUUCAAAUGGGCAUGCGCUGUCCUUUCUAGUAUUAGCAUUAGUAAUGUUUGUGCUGAAACUGGUCUACUGUUAUAGUCUCUUCCCUGUGUUAUUGUAGUACAUAAUGACUGUGUCUGCAUGAACCAUGAUGUGAUGCUACUGCACAGUAGUAAUGAGCUACUG